This is a messenger RNA of Seriola aureovittata, 5444 nucleotides long. RefSeq names its product class II, major histocompatibility complex, transactivator (gene ciita). The coding region runs from base 74 to 4921 and encodes 1615 amino acids. Gene Ontology annotation, biological process: positive regulation of MHC class I biosynthetic process; positive regulation of MHC class II biosynthetic process; inflammatory response. The record is from RefSeq and is a predicted model, not a curated record. The transcript has 22 exons. NCBI's taxonomy places the organism in Eukaryota, Metazoa, Chordata, Actinopteri, Carangiformes, Carangidae. Gene Ontology annotation, molecular function: protein binding; ATP hydrolysis activity.
ACUCAGUCAUCCCUACAAGCAGCUGUCUCUUUUGCCAGACCUCAAUGUCUAGGGCGCGGACGUCGUCCUCACCAUGGCGCAGUUUGAGGAGGUUCUGGGCGGCGUGCGGCUGGCUCUGACCUGGGCCUGUCCCGCUGAGAUCCAAGCUCUGCUGGAGGGUUUGGUGGAAGAGCGGAUCAUCUCAGAGGCCUACAGCAAGAGCCUGAGUCUGCAUCGGCUCAUUAAAGGGAUCGAAACCGGGUCUGUUCACAGCAAACCGGCAUGGGAAGCAGGAUCUGAUCAGAUUAAUUCUCGAGGACCAGCCACCCACCAAGGUCACCUCGGCCAGGUGUGGAAAUGUGGGUCACCGAAGUCGAGGGAAUCUGCCAUCACGUGCGAUGAUCAAUACAGUUUCAGAUUCAACGAUGAAAUCACAGAGUUGCUGAGAGGUGCAGAAUCAGUGCAGAAGAUGAUAAGUGAUAAUGAAAGAAUUGGUGAGGGGAAUUCAGACGAUGAGAAGGAGUGGUUAGAGACAGUAGAGGAGGUGGCUAGGAGGAUAGCUGUUCCUCUAUGGCAGCACUGGGACAGAGGACAGAGGAUGUUGCUGCCUCUGGUUUCUUGUAUGAUGACUGGCUGUGCAAUAAGUGAAAGUACAACACUAGACUGUGAAGCACAAUGCCCUAGUUUGAAUAUGGAAGAGGAAACAGAGCUCACAAUUGCUUGCAGGACGCUGGAUUUGUACAGUGAUAAAUUUCAUUUUAGGGAGGCAGAGGAUACAGACACAAGCUUCACACUGGAUAUGGAAGGAGCCACUGACUCACUGAAAGGCUUCUGUCUCUCUGCGUUCAACAGCGCGGCGACCGCUGGAUUGAACAUGGAUCACGUUGGGAACGUUUCACCUGUCGAGGCCUGCACAGCAACAGACACUAACAACAACAUCGCAGACACCUGUCUGGAGGGCCAUCUCACUGUCUGCUGCUUAGCUGACGGGACAACAGACACAACAGACCACCUGAUGUGUCUGGCAGGAGACACAGAUGCUGGAUUUGAUGAAGAUGACUCAUUUUACCCAAAAACAGAUCACAGCAUCGCAGCAGGUGUUCUAGAAAACUUAGAAAAUGUUUUCAGGACUGCUUAUGGCGCGGCAAGAUGCAGCAUCGACAGCACAACAGACUUCCAUGAGAAGAAAGAGGAAGAGAGAGUGGAUCCACACUGGGGUGCCAAGAUGCAUGAAGUAGAUCAGGACCAAUUUAUCACCUUAGAGCUCGGAGAUCUGCCAGACGAUUUAUCUGAAUUCAUGAAAGAUGAUUACCUGCCGUUGAUCGACACAGAUGUGCUCUUCGGCGAUGUGUGGUUGAAUGGAGAGGACUCCAACAACUUCAGUGAUGUUGCUCUGCCAACAGAGCUGCCGUGCACAGGCAGCCACCAGCAGAGACAAAAGAACAAAGUAACGGGCAAAACAAACAGUGGGAGAAAAAGAAAGAGAGCUACGACGAUCCUCAAGUCUACCCGGGCACAGCGGCGCACUGACGAGAACACACCAUCCAAACCAAAGAAACGAAGACCUGCAGAUAAACCGCAAAGGACAGAUGAACAGCAUGAGCCAGCUGUCACUCAGAGCACUGGCACAGGAUUAGAGCAAAGUCCUGCUGAAGCAGCAGGCCUUACCACCACUCCACCAAGGAUCCUUCACCUCCAUCCCCCCAUUCAGUUUAUCUUCCCAGAUUCAGGAUAUGUUCAGACUCUGAGGCUCUCUCCUCCAGUUAUUGGUCUUCCACUCCUGCUUCCAUUAUUAGUUCCUGCUGCCUCAACGCCCUGCAAACGCCAAGUGCACCCACCCUCCCCAGUGGACGAUGCAGUAGCCCCAGUCCAAAUGAGUUCAUCGCCACCGGGAUCCAUGUCAGACACUGCUAGCAAAGCCAUGCCUCCCCUUUGUAACUCACCUGGCUCCCCCAGUAAUGAGAUGUCCCCAUGUAAAGAACCACCUCUACCUCAGUCCCCCACUGUCCUUGAUAUUCCACAGGUUGUCCAGGACUACAUUCAGGAAGUCAAAGCCCACAUGAGCCAAAUUUGCCAGGAUAUGGAGGAGGGCCUUACCCUCAGCUCUCAUUAUGUAGAUAUGCAAGUGAGCCGGAGAGAGAUUCUUCGCUCUGGAAAAAGUGCAAACAAAUGCCUGGACAAGGAGCUCAUCAUCAUGGGAGAUACAGAUCGGCAAAAAAGCUUGUUGAGGCAGAGUCAGAUCUUCGAAGGCUCAAAUGGCGAUAAAUCCAAACACUGCAUAUUGCUACUUGGAAAUGCGGGCAUGGGAAAAACAACCCUGAUCAGGAAGCUGUGUCUUGACUGGUCCAUAGACUGCAUCCCACAGUUUGACUUUGUCUUCUUAUUAGACGGCAAAGCGCUCACUUUAACCAAGCCGACCUUUAGCCUUCAGACCCUCCUGUUAAACCUCUCCUCUUUUGCCCCUUCCUGCAUGGACCCCGAGGCAGUGUACGCUCAAAUCCUUGCAGCCCCGAAGCGUGUGCUCAUUGUUUUUGAUGGGUUUGAUCAGUUGCGGGACUACGAAAGUCUACUCCAGACUCAAGAAAAAGACUUGAUAGCAUCGUUGCAGAAAGACAGUAAAGCACAGACCUACACAGUAAGACAGUUAUACUCUGCCAUCCUUCAGAGGGUGCUUCUUCCAGGAUGCACGCUUCUCCUCGCUACACGGCCAAGAGGCACCGCCAGCCAGCUUCUGCGGCGGGCAGACAGCUUUCUGGAGGUAUGUGGCUUUUCUCCCACAGAUGUAGAGACAUAUUUGUCCCAGUACUUCACCGAUCCUGCCCUCAGAGCGUCUGCUUUGGACUGGUUAAAAAACUGCACUUAUCUACAUCUCCUCUGCUGGAACCCUGGACUAUGUCGGCUGGUGUGCUUGGUUUUGGAGCAGUCCAAAAGUUUGGAGGACCUACCGAGAACUUUAACCGGGCUUUGCCAUCAAGUGCUUCGUUUGAAAAUGGACAAGGACAAUAGGAGCACACAUUCGCAGGCUGAAGAUCCAACACAAAUAUCUUUGCAGGCUGAAGAUCCAACACAAAUAUCUUUGCAGGCUGAAGAUCCAGGACAAAUAUCUUUGCAGGCUGAAGAAGAAACCCAGACACAAAUCUCAAGUAAUAUUCAAACAAAAAGGUGUCACAAAAAUACUCAGAAGAGGUCCAGAGCACAGGUUCGCACUCGCUCUCGUACCCAAAGAACAAUGAGGGCAAAAGAGAAGGAGGAGGAGGAAAAUGAAGUGGAUGGAGAGGAGAUGAACAGUGGUGGAAGGGAGGCAGAUAGGACAGAGGAGAGAGAGUUGCUGUCCCAGCUGAGCUCUUUGGCCUGGGAGGGGGUCAAAGCCAACUCAUCCAUCCUUCCCACAGGACGAACCUUAUCUGACAAACUCAAAGCUUUCGGCCUCAGAAUGAGGCUCUUCCUCUCUCACCCCCUGAGGACAAGACUGGUUGUGUUAAGUGGUGAAGGGGAGGAAGGAGGAACACAGGACAAGGAUGAAGUGGGAGGAGGAGAGAAAAGAGACAGGAAGGGAAAUAGAGGUGGGACGGAAACUAACAACUUUGAUGCCAGUGAUGUGUUGUGGGCCGACCCUUUCCUUCAGAGUUACUUGGCAGGUGUCCAUCUGUCUUUGUCGAGGACUUUGUCAGACCGAAAUUUCCUCCAGACUCUCCCUUUCCAGUCAGGCCCGAAGGGACGUCGGCGACCUCAACGAGAGGAGCUCGAGCUCACUCAACGAUUUACAGUCGGUCUCCUUUUCCACAAAAGAACAGAGCUGCAGAGGCUUCACUCAAACACAGAGACAUCCUUUAGAAACAUGGUGGUCAACAAGCAGGCUUUAGUUACAAAACACCUUGAAGGUCUUUCUCAUGGUGACCUGAGUCCAGCCCAGGUCCUGGAGGCAUGUCACUAUGUUUAUGAAGCGAGUUUCACGCACAGCAAUGGAAGCGGAGGCACUGGCAGCGCACGAUUGAUCACGCAGCUGGCGGCGAUUCUCCCAGAAGUCCUGACAUUUCAAGGAGUUCCACUCAACCCACCGGAUGUGUUCACCCUGCAGAAUGUUCUGGAAAGGGGUGGAACUGAAGGGAGAAGUUUCUGCUUGGAUCUGGAGGAUUCUGGGAUACAGGUUUCUGGACUGAGAGCACUGGUGGGGCUCAAGAGCAUCAACACAUACAGGGCAUGCAUUGCUGAUGUUAUCACCCUGUGGGAGCAGCUGGAGCAGAGUGGUGAGGAGGGGCUCCUACGAGGGGCGGUGUCAAAGUUAAAUAUCCACCCUCUGAAAGCCACGCAGGUCUGUCAUGUGGAGCACCUGGCAAAGCUGGUGAACAUACAUAUGCACAAGAGGCUGUCGGACAGUUGCAGCCAAUCAGAUUCCAUCCUGGCAGAGGGAGUGCCAGCAGUCAAAGAGCUACACAAGCUGGAGUUUGAGCUUGGUCCAGAGAAAGGUCCACUGGGUCUUCCCAAACUGUGGGAGCUCCUGCCAGGUCUACAGAACCUUCAGCACCUAGAUCUAGAGAACAGUAAGAUAGGGGACAAAGGCGCAGAGAAGCUGGUUGAUGCGUUAGCCUCACUCUGUUCCCUGGAGAUUCUCAAUCUGUCACAGAAUUGUAUCGGAGACAACGGGGUGAAGAAACUGGCAUCCACGCUGAGUGAUCUGCCCAAGCUGCACUGUUUGAGUCUCUACAGUAAUGUGAUUUCUGACGAAGGGGCCGAGAGUUUAGCAGCCGUCCUCCCACACAUGGCGUCUCUCACAGAGCUGGAUGUGAAGUAUAACAAGCUGACGGAUGUCGGAGCCCAGAGCCUUGGAGCCAGUCUGAGAAAAUGUCAAAAGAUAAAGACUUUAAGGAUGUGGAACCAGUGUAUUCCAUACGGAGUGUUUGAGCGUCUUCAGCAGCAGGACAGUCGGAUCCUUUGGCAUUAGAGCAAAGUGAAACCUCUUUACUACAAGGCUAUGAACUUUUAAAAAAAUUUUUUUUUAUCAUGCAUCACAAUGCAUACACAUUUACACUACACAAUACAUUUUCCAAAGCAUGAAUGCUUAAGAGCAAGAACGAACGAACUGAGUAUGAGGAAGAGUCAUUUGCUGCUUUAUUCAAACAUUUAUCUUGUGAGGUUCUUUCUAAGAUUUCAUUCAGUGUGAGAAAUAAUGAAUCCUUUAGCGCCACCCAGUACUGCACUCAGUGUAGGGGUGCGUGGUAAUGCUAAAACCAAAAAUUACAAGCACAUUUGCACUAUGAUGUUUGCUAGUUUUUUAUGUUAACAAUUAUAAACGUUUUUUUUUCUGUCUGAUAUCAUUUCCUAAGCGGUAUUGAGUUCUGUAUUUUUUUUGGACACGUGUGUUCGUGGAAACAAUGCCAUAUCUGUUUACAUGCUUCCUGUCUGUACAGUUUAAUAGGCUAACAGUCAUCUGACAUUUAAUUAAAGGGUGUUAUGCUGUCACCAGU